UCGAUGUCGUUUUUUUUGUGCAAAAUCUAUAUAGAGAAAUUAAAAAACACACAUAGUUUUGCAAUAAUUUAUUUUUUUUUAUUCACAUUUGGCGCAAUAAUAAUGUGGGUGACUGUAACUAUGUCUGUUAAAUGUCAGAAAGCGAGCAAAAGUUCAGUCUGGUUUAACUUUUGCUCGCUUUGUUACGUUUCCUUACGUUUGUCAAAAAAAGCGUACGUAAGAAAAGCGUCAUUGUGUGAGGAUACACAGAUUUCCUAUAGUUGAACUUUUCGCAGUUGUCAAAAUCGACGGCAAAGCGUGAUUGUGUUUCAGCUUUUAUGUUCUCCUCUUUUUGCUUGAUUUUCUAAUUAAAUUUGCAAAAAAAAAAAUACUUAAUUGCAGUUGGGCUUCCUCUGCAUGAAGAAACUGAAAACUUCUGCACUUUAUUCAUAAUUUUGUUUGAUUUGUGUUGAAGAAGUCUUCGAAAAGAAUUCCAUUGCAAAAUUAUGUCGAAAAAUUUACUUAAAAGUCUAAUAAAUGUUACCGAAAGGGCUGCCAAUAUUGCAAGAGCCUGUCGUGCAAAUGCUGACCUUUUAGCUUUGCUUAUACAAGAAAAAUCAUCCGACGAAGCUAAUCCGAGAUUUGUUCAUGAUUUUAAAACCUUGGCAGAUGUUCUUAUACAAGAAACUGUCCGACAUUAUAUUGGAAAUGAGUUUCCAGAAAUGAAAGAUCAUAUAAAAGGCGAAGAAUCGUCGUCAUUUACAAAUAAAAUAGGAGAGACUGUGACUGUUGAGAUAGGAGAGACACCAACCGAGACAGCUGAUUGUCUGGAAAAGGUUCUCGAUGGCAAUCGAUCGGCAGCUGAUGUCCUUGCUGAAGAAGUGCAUAGAUUUGUUAACUAUGCCGACCAAGUGGGAGACUUACCCGAUUUACCAGACGAUUUGGACUACAACGACAUUGGCAUUUGGAUCGAUCCAAUUGAUGCAACCUCCGAGUACAUAUCAGGGGAUUCGAUUUUUACAAAUUUCCCUGGCAUCACAUCGACUGGACUAGAUUGUGUAACUGUCCUAAUAGGAGGCUACAGCAUAAGCAGCGGCCAACCCAUGAUUGGAGUUGUUUCGCAACCCUUUCAUAACAAAAUCGAUGAGAAUGUCUACAAAAGUCUGCUCUUUUGGGGAGUUUCUCUGGAAUCCAUGGAAGCUCACAAUUGCCCCGAAGACAUUACAUUACGACCAAAUAAUUUAGGGAUUUUCUCCACCUCCGAGAAUUCAGAACUCCUCCAAAAAUGCAUGGCUUUGGGAUAUGAAUUUGCUUUUUCAGCUGGAGCUGGCCACAAAGCAUUAAAAGUCAUCACCGGUGAAGUAGAUUUGUAUUUACUGAGCAAAGGAUCAACAUUCAAAUGGGAUACUUGUGCUCCACAAGCUAUAUUAAAGUCACUUGGUGGUAAUAUAUUUGACUAUCGAAAGAGUUUAGAAGCUAAAGCACCAAUUCCUGUUUCGUAUUUGGAUGAGGAGGAAAAAUGUAAUGCUGGCGGAUUGAUUGCGGUAAGAAAUAUGGAACUAAUUGAACCUCUUUUAGAACAUCUUAGACAAUAAGUUGAUUAGUAUAGUUGUUGAAUUUAUAUACAAGAAUUUAUUUUUAAUAUUUAAGUUUUAUUUAAAAUUUUUAUUGUAAGGAAAUUGAAUCUCAGGAAAAAUAAUCGUCAAAAGUCUUCUAGCGUACUUAACCAUAAAAAAACUGAUCUCAAAAUCAAAAUUUAUGCUACGUAAUUUAUAUUUAUACAUACAUAUUUUCAUUGCAAUUGAAUGUCAAGGAGUGUUUAUUGUUUAACCCGAAAAAAAAGAGUAGGUACAUUUGAAACUUGUUACACUUGAAAUUAUUAAAUAAGUAAGUCCUGUUUUAUGUUUGAACAUUUUUAUGCAGCUGCGUCGCCUGAUUUAAUCAUAUUUUUGUUUAAGAAUAAGCAUGAAAAAGUGUCGGAGGGAAACAGUACCUAUAUUUUUAUUAAAUAAGGUAUUCAACGACAAAACACAAAACGGCUUAAAUCGAACUGAGAAAAAUUACCGCAAACAAAAAUUUUAUUUUUUUACAAAUUAAAGAAUUAAACUUAACAAUUUUAUCAAUAAACUAGCUAACCCCUGUUUGGAUAUAAAUUAAUAUCCAAAAAAAGGAUUUGUUUUUUGUAGUGAACAUUAACCAAUUUAUUGUAAUGCUUUUUAAUAUACAACAUUUUUUGUUUUUCUAUCUCUUACAUAUAUGUAUAAAUAGAGCAGAUGGUUUUCCUACAAUCGAAUAGCCAACAUUUAGUUGAGCAUGCGAAAAAAACAAGAUUCUCUUAAUCAGUACCACAUAUUUUUAAAGAUUGACAUUGCGCCUUAUUUAUGGUUAUAGCAAAUGCCAGUCUUCCAAGUUUAGGUUGCUGUAUGUUCUGAAGCAUUAUAAUGGGCGCUUCUCUUGCACAUAAUGUACCAUUUACAGUUCUCGAGGUCGCGAAAGAAGUUGGACCGAUAACAUUGACUAACACCAAACGUAAAAUAAAAACACUCAGCUUUAUUUGAUGCACAGUUUAAACACGACCCAAAGCGUCAGCAGAAAAGUUACCAAAAUGCCCUUCAACCGGCUUUCCUUGCUUUCGUCUUUGAAACUUGUUCCCCGAUGGGUUCCACGUAUUAUAUUCAAAAACUUCUGAACAUAACAUUUUCCCUAAUGAAUCAGUUUGGCACGACGAAAAAAAUGCGGUUAAAGUUUCAUGCGGUGGUUCCGCUGCUCUUGAAACCGCAUUUUCAGGUGUAAAAUAUACACCUCCAUUUUCC
Episyrphus balteatus (marmalade hoverfly) is the source of this 2792-nucleotide messenger RNA. It is a transcript of the gene Ipp, whose product is annotated as inositol polyphosphate 1-phosphatase. The record is from RefSeq and is a predicted model, not a curated record. The transcript is spliced from 3 exons. Gene Ontology annotation, molecular function: inositol-1,4-bisphosphate 1-phosphatase activity. Lineage: Eukaryota; Metazoa; Arthropoda; Insecta; Diptera; Syrphidae. Gene Ontology annotation, biological process: phosphatidylinositol phosphate biosynthetic process. The coding region runs from base 486 to 1574 and encodes 362 amino acids.